Messenger RNA from Gossypium raimondii (Peruvian cotton), 1879 nucleotides. RefSeq lists its product as uncharacterized. Gene Ontology annotation, cellular component: membrane. The record is from RefSeq and is a predicted model, not a curated record. The transcript has 2 exons. NCBI's taxonomy places the organism in Eukaryota, Viridiplantae, Streptophyta, Magnoliopsida, Malvales, Malvaceae. The coding region runs from base 390 to 1565 and encodes 391 amino acids. Gene Ontology annotation, molecular function: beta-1,4-mannosylglycoprotein 4-beta-N-acetylglucosaminyltransferase activity. Gene Ontology annotation, biological process: N-acetylglucosamine metabolic process; protein N-linked glycosylation.
AAAGUUUUGCUUUCUCUUUGGGUCUUAUUUGUCUUUACAACUGCCACCCAUUACCAGAGAGGCACCAGCUCUUUAUUUUAUUUCUCUUAAUUUUUAAUUUUCCUAUCCUGUUUUUCAUUAUUCAUUAUCAAAAUUUUGUAUUAAACGAACUAUAUAAGCUAGAUAUUUCCCUUUUUUUUUUUUUCUUGAGAAGUUUCUCUCUCUAGCCCUUAGAUUUACGUUUUAAAGAGUGAGAGAUUAUAGAUAGCUAACCGUUAGAGAAGGAAAGAGGGAGCCCGGAGAUCUCGAGAGUUUUUUGUUUUUUGUUUUUCUUUUUCUGAAGCUGAUCUAUCUGGGUUUUUCAACACUGGUCUACAAGAUUUCUUUGGAUUUUUUUUUUCAAAAAAAUAAUGUGGUGGAUGAUGAAUGAAGGAGGAGGCCAUUAUUGUUCUAAAAAAACUGAUGACAUCUGUGGUGAUGUUUGUGGUCAGGAAUCAAGCCGGCUGAGCAUGUCAAGAAUCCGCUGCAUACUGCGUGGCAUUGAUUUGAAAACUUAUAUAUUUCUAUUUAUACUGGUUCCGACCUGCAUAUUCGGUAUAUAUAUUCAUGGGCAGAAAAUUUCAUACUUCCUGCGCCCGAUAUGGGAAUCGCCACCCAAACCAUUCCAUGAUAUCCCACAUUAUUUUCAUGAGAAUGUAUCAAUGGAGGCGCUCUGCGAACUUCAUGGUUGGAGAAUUCGUGAAUUUCCAAGACGGGUUUAUGAUGCUGUGUUGUUUAGUAAUGAAGUGGAUAUCCUUACCAUACGAUGGAAAGAGUUGUACCCUUACAUAACGCAUUUUGUUCUUCUUGAGUCUAAUUCAACAUUUACGGGGAUUCCAAAGCCUAUGGUUUUUGCUAGCCAUCGAGAUCAGUUCAAAUUUAUUGAGCCCAGGUUGACUUAUGGAACAAUUGGAGGAAGGUUUAAGAAAGGAGAAAACCCAUUUGUUGAAGAGGCUUUGCAGCGAGUAGCAUUAGACUACCUUCUCAAAAUAGCAGGAAUAUCUGAUGAUGACUUGUUGAUAAUGUCAGAUGUUGAUGAAAUACCAAGCAGGCAUACUAUCAACCUCCUGAGGUGGUGUGAUGACAUACCUCAAGUUCUUCAUCUUCGCCUGAAGAAUUAUCUUUAUUCUUUCGAGUUUCUUGUAGAUAAUAACAGCUGGAGAGCAUCGGUCCAUAGGUAUCAGACGGGUAAAACAAGGUAUGCACAUUAUCGCCAAACAGACGAGAUUUUGGCAGAUGCUGGAUGGCACUGCAGUUUUUGUUUCCGCCACAUCAGUGAGUUCAUAUUUAAGAUGAAAGCUUACAGCCAUAAUGAUAGAGUGAGGUUCUCUCAUUAUUUGAACCCAAAGAGAGUUCAGAGAGUUAUUUGCAAGGGUGCCGAUCUGUUUGACAUGCUUCCGGAGGAGUACACAUUCAAGGAUAUAAUUGGGAAAAUGGGACCUAUUCCUCGUUCCUUCUCAGCUGUUCAUCUUCCAUCAUAUCUUCUAGAGAAUGCAGAUAAAUAUAAAUUUCUUUUACCUGGAAAUUGUUUGCGAGAAAAUGAGUGAGUCUUCUGUAAAGGCUUGUCAGAAUUGCUACUGAUGUGACUCCCCCCAAAGUGUUCAACUGAACAAUUAAUGACUGCGGUGUGUCACCGAGCAGACGUCUUUCGGUUUUUGCAGUUGCAAAAAUGAUUGAAGAGUUUGGAUGAAUGCUUGUGAAUUCUAGGUUUGUAUAUAACUUUUUCUUCAUUUGAGAAGGAUAUUUCAUUCACUGAGCUAGGAUCUUCCUGUAUCAGAUAUAGCUUAGCUGUUGCGACUGCAUGUGUAUUUACUUUUAAGGAUCUCUAAUACAUCAGUUUGAGAUUACUGUGAUUUCCCUA